Molecule: messenger RNA, 3240 nt
Organism: Carlito syrichta (Philippine tarsier)
Lineage: Eukaryota; Metazoa; Chordata; Mammalia; Primates; Tarsiidae
Gene: USP10
Product: ubiquitin specific peptidase 10
Exons: 13
Coding region: 608-2413 (601 amino acids)
Biological process (GO): DNA damage response, signal transduction by p53 class mediator; regulation of autophagy; protein deubiquitination
Cellular component (GO): early endosome; cytosol; nucleus
Molecular function (GO): cysteine-type endopeptidase activity; cysteine-type deubiquitinase activity
Source: RefSeq, a predicted model, not a curated record
UGUGUCUUUUAUGUGACCACAACUCUCUUGUUUUUUUCAGUAUAUUUUUGGAGAUUUUAGCCCCGACGAGUUUAACCAGUUCUUUGUGACUCCUCGCUCUUCAGUCGAGCUUCCUCCUUACAGUGGAACAGUUCUGUGUGGCACACAGGCUGCGGAGAAACUCCCUGAUGGACACGAGUAUCAGAGAAUCGAGUUCGGUGUGAAUGAAGUCUUGGAACCUGGUGACACUUUGCCAGGAAACCCCGGCUACAGUAUUUCAAGCACAUUGAACCCUCAGGCCCCUGAGUUUAUUCUCAGCUGUACGACUUCCAAAACAACCGCUGAGGGUGUGGAUAAGGACACAGGCUAUGGCUCCAUCGACUGCCAGUAUCCAGGUUCUGCCCUCGCCCUGGACGGCAGCUCUCAUGCGGAGGCAGAAGUUCUGGAGAACGAUGGUGUCUCAGGUGGUCUUGGACAGAGGGAGCGUAAAAAGAAGAAAAAACGACCACCUGGCUAUUACAGUUACUUGAAGGAUGGUGGCGAUGAUGGCAUUUCCACAGAAGCCCUGGUCAACGGCCAUGCCAGCUCAGCAGUUCUGAACAGCACUGGCUCAGAGGACGCAGAGUUCAUGGGUGACAUGCCCCCGUCGGUUACGCCCAGGACUUGCAACAGCCCCCAGAACUCCACAGACUCCGUCAGUGACACUGCACCUGACGGUCCUUUCCCUGGAGCACUCGGUGGGGACUCCAGGACUGCAGGGCAGCCCGAGGGGGACCCUGGGGCUCACUGUGUUCAGUCCUGCUUCCCUGCAGAGGCUGGCAGGGACACCCUGUUGAGGACAGCUGGGGCUCAGCCCUACGUUGGUACCGAUACUACUGAAAGCCUUGGGGUUGCUAACGGGCAGGUACUUGACUCCUCAGGUGAGGGCACAGCCACCAACGGGGUGGAGUUGCCCGCCACGGAGAGCAUAGACUUAGACCCCGCUAAGCCCGAGAGUGCGGUACCUCCCGCUGACGGCAUGGUCUCCAUGGCAGGCGCCCUUCCUGCCAGCCAGCCCAAGUCCUGGGCCAGUCUCUUUCAUGAUUCUAAGCCCUGUCCCUCCUCGCCUGUGGCCUAUGUGGAAACUAAGUAUUCCCCUCCUGCCACAUCUCCCCUGGUCUCUGAGAAGCAGGCGGAAGUCAAAGAGGGGCUUGUUCCGGUUUCAGAGGAUCCUGUAGCCAUAAAGAUCGCAGAGUUACUGGAGAAUGUAACCCUCAUACAUAAACCAGUAUCAUUGCAACCCCGUGGGCUGAUCAAUAAAGGAAACUGGUGCUACAUUAACGCUACCCUACAGGCGUUGGUGGCUUGCCCUCCGAUGUAUCACCUGAUGAAGUUCAUUCCUCUGUAUUCAAAAGUGCAAAGGCCUUGCACGUCAACACCCAUGAUAGAUAGCUUUGUUCGGCUAAUGAAUGAGUUUACUAACAUGCCAGUACCUCCAAAGCCUCGGCAAGCUCUUGGGGACAAAGUCGUGAGGGACAUCCGCCCAGGCGCUGCCUUUGAACCCACAUACAUCUACAGACUCCUGACAGUUAACAAGUCCAGCCUGUCUGAGAAGGGCCGACAGGAGGACGCGGAGGAGUACCUGGGCUUCAUCCUGAACGGGCUCCACGAGGAGAUGCUGAACCUCAAGAAGCUGCUCUCGCCGGUGGAUGAAAAACUUAUGGUUUCCAACGGGCCCAAGAGCCACUCGGUCAGUGAAGAAGACCAGGAGCAGGGCGAGGGGAGCGAGGACGAGUGGGAGCAGGUGGGGCCCCGGAACAAGACCUCCGUCACCCGCCAGGCAGACUUCGUGCAGACGCCCAUCACUGGCAUCUUUGGCGGACACAUCAGGUCCGUGGUCUACCAGCAGAGCUCUAAGGAGUCGGCCACCCUGCAGCCGUUCUUCACGCUGCAGCUGGACAUCCAGUCAGACAGGAUCCGCACGGUGCAGGAUGCGCUGGAGAGCCUGGUGGCCAGGGAGUCCGUCCAGGGCUACACCACGAAGACCAAGCAGGAGGUCGAGAUAAGUCGAAGGGUGACUCUGGAAAAACUUCCUCCUGUUCUUGUGUUGCACCUGAAGCGAUUUGUUUACGAGAAGACCGGUGGCUGUCAGAAGCUCAUCAAGAACAUUGACUAUCCUGUGGACCUGGAGAUCAGCAAAGAGCUGCUUUCUCCAGGAGUUAAAAAUAAGAAUUUUAAAUGCCACAGAACCUACCGGCUGUUUGCAGUGGUCUACCACCACGGCAGCAGUGCGACGGGCGGCCACUACACCACAGACGUCUUCCAGAUUGGUCUGAACGGCUGGCUUCGCAUCGAUGACCAGGCAGUCAAGGUGAUCAGCCAGUACCAGGUGGUGCGGCCCGCCGCUGAGCGCACAGCCUACCUCCUGUAUUACCGCCGCGUGGACCUGCUGUAGCCCUGCUGUGUGCCCGACACCGCCUACGAACACCAGUCACACUAACUUCCUGCCUCUCGUUAGUGGCUCCAUAGAGGGAAACUCUCUCUCCCUUUUGCAAAAUGGGCUAGAGUGACAAGGAGACGCCUUAGGGUUGGUGCACAGUGUAGUUGAUAUUGACUUCUAGCUCCCAAAUCAAAAUCAUUUGGUUGAAACAGACUGUUGCUUGAUUUUAGAACAUACACAAAAACCCGUACUUCUGAAAUUAUGCUGAUUCCUGAGCUAAGAAAGCGAACUUGCAUUCGCUUCCCAGUCUGAUCGCUUAGUUGAAUAAAUCCUGCACCAGCAGCAGCACUUGUAAAUUUGUGAAAAUGAAUUUUAUCUUUCCUUAAAAAAGAAAUUUUUUAAUCCAUCACACUUUCCUCCCUCGCCCUUUAGUUUUUGAUAAACAAUAAAAAUGAGCCAGUUAUCAAAGAAGAAAUAGUUCUUAUUUCAAAAGAAAAACACAAAAAACAAGUUUGCUGGUUCCUAACAGGCAAAAUACAUUUUAAUAAUUGUGUGAUGAGAAGCUGCUUACGUACAUGUUGCAGAUCAGAUCCUUGGAGUUAAGAUGUCAGUCUCCAUAGAUGGGUGAUUGUAACUUUAUGGCCAUUAAGAUUUCCACUUACAUUCAUGCUUCUGUGUACACAUGAGCAACGGGCACAUGGUGGAGGCGGACACUUCCUCAGUCUCCUGUUUCACUCUGCUGUCUGCUCUUCCGUACUGCUGCGUCCCUAAUGUACACAGGUUAGUGAUUCCUAGGAGUAUACAGUGUCGCCCAUCAAUAAAAGAUCACCACGUUGGUUUAA